GGAGAAUAGCGUUUCACUGAAGUAUCGAGUGAUCGACCGCAAGUUAGGUGUUGCAUCAGAUCUCAGUCAUGAAUAUAGCGGAACUCCAGACCCAAGUUUUCUAUGAACAAACUAAUUCGUUGUGGGUUUUCGCAUAUGGGUCCUUGUGUUGGAGACCGGGUUUUCAAUUCCGAAGGGCUGUUAUGGGCCAUGUCAAGGGAUUCCAGCGGAGAUUUUGGCAAGGGAACACUCAACACCGGGGCACUGAGAAGAAACCGGGACGCGUGGCGACGUUAGUAGAAGGACAGGGCAAAGUGCAUGGCAUUGCGUUUGCGUUGCACGGGGAAGCUGCCAUUCCGUAUCUCUCGCAGAGGGAAGAGAAACUGGGUGGUUACGUUUCUCAUUUUACUACCUUUCAUCCCAUGCAAGGGGAGCCUUUCCAAGUGCUGGUAUACAUAGCAGACUUCCGCAAUCCCCACUGGCUGGGGUACGCCGACGAAAAGGCCAUCGCCAACGAAAUAAUAAACUGCAAAGGACCGUGCGGCACAAACGUCGAGUAUGUCAUUAGGCUAGCUAACUUCAUGAGGGAACAUUUCGCCGAAGAAAACGACGCGCAUUUGUUCACGAUAGAAGAGGAAGUGCUCAUGAUAAUGGACGAUAGGAAAAUAUGCCUGAGCAGCCUCAUGGGCACCGGGGAAGGCUGCGUGACGUUCGUCAAAAAGGAGGAGAAAGAAGACAGCUAUUGUUAUAUCGACGACAUUAAAAGUAAGAAGAUUGAUGCGUUUCAAUUCGCGAUGAAAAUCCAAGGGACGCAACUCCGCUGCCUGAACUUAUAAUUGAAUUCCAAACGUCCUUUAAGGCAAGCUUGCUGUCGAAGGGUCGAACCGUGCAGGAUAAAUACCAAAGUUUUUUUUUUUGGAAGAUGUUAGUAGAUACGGAUCAAGACAACAAGUAGUUUUUGCAUCUAGUUUUUUAAGGCCCACGUCAUACAGACAACGAAUUAGUUUCAAAACACUUUCUUCAUUGAUAUGUCAGCUUAACUACUUUCUGAAUUCUAACAAGUUUUUAAAUAUAAAUCAGUCAUUGAAAUGCCAAAUUAGGUAAGGCUGGUCCUUACCUCCAAUGUUAAGCAGGUCAUGAAUUUUAAUGAAUAAUCACUUUCUUAUCAAGGAAAACUAUCUGCUCCAUAUUGACAAACCUUGCUUUAUUGUUUUUAAUAGGCGACUCCAUUACAUGAUUCAGUCACCAAAUAUAUUUUUAGUUUAAGGCGAUUGUCAUUUAAGAGAAAUAUUCAUUUUUAGAUCGUAUUAUUAGUGUGAAUGCGAGUGGCUCCAGUAUUACCAAUUUUUUAGAUGCAAAAAUUAUGGUUAGACUUAGUGCAUUAAUUUAAUUGUUUCUUAAAGUUAAAGACAGUUAUGUUUCAAAUCGGUUUUCAUCAAAAAUUGAUUCCAUUGUAUACGUUCUAACUAUUUUGAUGAAGGCUGGUUUUCGAAGAAUUUUAAUAGAUAUUUUUUAGCUACAGUGUAGUGCAAAAAUGUCACUUUUGUAUUGUGAUUGUAUUUUUAUUAUGUUAUUACUAUUUUAAUUAUAUUUUUUUAAGGACAG
Phyllotreta striolata is the source of this 1584-nucleotide messenger RNA. The record is from the annotation of a GenBank genome assembly. Lineage: Eukaryota; Metazoa; Arthropoda; Insecta; Coleoptera; Chrysomelidae.